Hemiscyllium ocellatum (epaulette shark) is the source of this 3902-nucleotide messenger RNA. RefSeq names its product WW domain-binding protein 1-like. Bases 95 to 1081 code for a protein of 328 amino acids. The record is from RefSeq and is a predicted model, not a curated record. NCBI's taxonomy places the organism in Eukaryota, Metazoa, Chordata, Chondrichthyes, Orectolobiformes, Hemiscylliidae. The transcript is spliced from 4 exons.
GCGGGCCCAUGGCCGGCGGUGCGGUGGAAGGCUCGGGCGGAAAUUUGAACGGAAUCUCAAUGAGCACCGGCGGCGGCGGCGGCGGCUUCGGAACAUGGCGAAGAUGAUCGUCGGUUUCCUCCUCUUCAUCUCCCCGGCUUUUCCCGUCGGGCCGUCGCGGAUGGAGCUGCAAGCCGAGGCUAAAGAAUUAUGUUUUGGAGUGAACAACGAGCCUUACUGGUGUGAGACAGGAUACUGCUGUGGGGAGACGGAGUGCUGCACCUACUAUUAUGAAUUGUGGUGGUUCUGGCUGGUCUGGACUAUCAUUAUUAUGCUUAGUUGUUGCUGUGCAUAUCGACACCGGCGUGUAAAACUGCGACUGCAGCAGGAGCAACGUCAGCGGGAAAUCAGCUUGAUGGCCUACCAGGGCGCUAGUACCUACACAACACAGCCACUGGAUUUAAGGUUCUGGACAAACUGUAAGCUCCCAGACUAUGAGGAGGUGGCAGGGCACCCUCCAACACCCCCACCUCCCUAUACUGAACUACAGCAGCAGCAUGCACAGACCUCUAACCAAGAAAAUGUGGUUGUCGAGAGCCAGCCUGUUUUACAGGAGUCUGUAAACUCACUUGUGGCAGAGACAGCAACACAAGAAGCAGAGUCUAGCUCCUCCACUCAUGAACAGGAGAAUGACCAUCAGAUGUCUGAUGACCCCACAGACGCAUCACCCACUUCUCCAGCUGACAGAGAAAAUGGUGACAUUGUCCAAGAUGAGGAAUCUGCUGCACUCUCGACUUCUGAUUUUAAAAUGUUGGAAACGGAUUCUGACCUGUGCGAUCAAGGGGAAGGGAAGGAAGAAAGCUCGAGGCACAGGCGGAUCACAGGAGACUCUGGCAUUGAGGUGUGCGUGUGCCAGCUGGAUGAGGACCCUUACCAUGAGGAAAUGGGGCUGAUGGGCAGUGUUGGUGCCUCCCAAUGUUGCGAAUCCCAGUCGUCCUGCAGCUCUCACCUUCACGUGGAGCAACUCUCCAAGCAGGCUAUCACUAUGGGCACUAAGCUGCAUACUGCUAAGGAACGAGAGGAGGAUGGUGACAUUGUGUAGCAUGUGCCACUACUCCCAGUACGUAAAAAUGAAACACAGAUGGUGCAAUCCAUGACUGCUGACUGUUCAGCAUUAAUUCUGGACUUAAGGAAAACAUUGGAUAAGGGGCCUGAAGUGCAUCAGGUGUAAGAUGCAGAUGGUAGUCUAUAGCUGUAGAAGUUUGGGAUCGGUCCAGGUUUCACAAUCAGAGUUGCCUACUCCUCAGCCAGAUUUCCUUCUAACGUUUUCUAAAAAAUGACUGUAGCACUACAUCUCGCUUUGAUAAUUUUCAAAUCUUUGUCUUCACAUACACUCGCAUCAAGAACGUUUGACGUUUAAUUUCAAUAGGAGUGGGAAACAGUUUUUCCAAAAUAAAUAAAACCUUCUCCUGAGAAUCUGCCAUUUUGAGUAGGAUGGUAUGGGCCUGUGGUCUCGCCCUCUGCCAAUUCUCUUGUGCAGGUUGCUUUAGUUAAUAGUAUCACUUUUAUUACCUCCGCUCGAUACAUGCCACACCUAUUUGGAGCUCCUCACGGAAAGGCCGGCCAAGGAUUUACAAAUCAGUACGUAGUGACUCUAUGCCUGUGGUGCAGCACAUUGACUCAUUACUGCCACGUGCCUCCGGUGUGUCGUCUUCACUUAACUUAUUAGCAGUGGACCUGUUGGAUGCAACGUGCUGAGAUCGGCGUUUUGUUUUAACAUGGUUAUGUUGUCUGAACUGCACUAAUGCAUCAACUAUUUCUAAAUACGAGUUUACUUUUUUAAAAGUUUAAUUUAGAUUUGGGCCUACCAACUAUUAUUCCUGUGGUACUGUUGGUAGAAGUUUGACUGAGAAACCUUUUGCCAAUGAAUGUUUAAGUGAAAUACAAAGCCUUUAUAUUCAUGUUAAGUUGAGCACCCCCAGCAAAAAAAAAAGCCAAACCUAAAGGCAUUCACUUAUAGGAUACUAAUGCUGUUUGUAUGAGAAAAUCGAUAAGACAAGAUGGGUGUUUUUUUUCUGCCCAGUUGAAAUAAGCUUGCAGUUCUCAAGGGUUGCAGACUUUGAAAUGUUAACUCAGCUAGCUGACAGCAUCUGAGGACAGAAGGCAAAGUUUCUCUACCAAACUCUGCUCUUGUGAACGUGGGCAAUGAUAAGAUUGCAUGUUGAGCUGUCGGGGAAAAUACUGCUCAAUAGAAGAAUUUCACUGGGUGGGAGGAAUCAGCAACAAUUCAUAUUGGUACCAAGUUAAAGUGUAUUGGAUUAAAGACAUUGCUUUUCUCCUCUAACAACACAAUCUAUAUUUCUGCAUUUUAAACCAACAUGUUGAGUACAGUGUUGUACAAUAAUAUACAACCUUUAAGUACCUCUAAUUAAUUGCUUCAGUGUCAAGGAAAAUACAAUAAUUGCAAAAAGAGUCAUCUAUUACAUAUGAGCAAGGAAGAAAAUAGUCUUGCAACAGAAAUGCUAGAGAAUACUGGGGAUGUCAUUGGUGUAUAGGACUGUCUGCUCGCUGUUGUCUGACAACAAUCCUUAUUCCAAAUGCUCUCCUACAACAAGGAGAAAAGUGUCAUGAGCCAUAAUGAAACUGCUGCUAAAAAUUAUUCAAAACUCGAGGAAACUAGAGUGCAAAUUAAGCAAAAGGUCCGCUUUGAAGCUGGAAAAAUGCAUGCAAGGAUUGAAGAAAUGUAUUCUGAAUUGGAGUGAAGCUCAAACCAAAUGGUUCUGAGUUUCAUCACACAUUGGAUGAGAAUAAAGGACAAAUGUGCGACCAGUGCCUUGCAAAGAACUGGACUGAAUAGACGAUGUUUUUUAAAAAAGCAUCUUUGCAACGUACAAGUAGUAGCAAAUGUUUAUUGAUUAAAGUGGAAUCUGAACUCAUUGAAUGAUAGGCUGCAUAAUUGUGGUAGAAUACUGCUCACAGAAGGCCAGUAUCAUAGUUUGAAAGUGUUUUUAACCAAUAUUUGAGAAUGAAACGUGGCCAUACUUUGUCCUCGUAAUAUCUAUUUUGACUGAGAAUAAAGACUUCAAGACUCAUUCUCUGCUUUACAGAACCAAAUGUUACAAGCCACAAUAUUGUGAAAGCAAAGAGCAGCUUCCAAAAAAAACCUUCAAAUAAACAAACAGAAGUAGAGAGUAUUUUGUACACUUUCCCUUAUAUCUGAUAUGUUAGGCAUGGCAAGCUAAUAAAAACUUUUAAUCGCAAUGUAGAAAGUAGUUCAUGGCAAAACUAUGCUGAAGGUGAGCAAAAUAUUUAAAAUUCCAGGUUGAAAACUCCACCUUCAGCCACAAAGCAAAGUAGUGAUGACUGGAGGCCUUUGAAUUCUGAUGUUACAGAGAUGUGGGAAAACAAGCAAGUCUGAACUUUGAAUUGACUCAAGAGAAGUGAAAAGAUUGUUUCACAAGAGAGAGAGAAACAGCACAUUCAAUCAGAAAUAAAAGUUGUUUCUUUCCUCCAAUGACAUUAAGAUUAAUGUACUUAGAUGUUGGGAUGGAAAAGAGUGUUAGACUCCAAACUCCUCUAUAAAUCUGUUAGCAGAUCAGCAAAUACAGGGAGCAGUUGGGACAGAAACCUAGAUUGCAAAGGAGAGAAAAAGAUAUUCAGAUCCUCAGACAGUGUCUUUUUACAUAUGUAAUCAGGUGUCCUUUUAAAAUACAAGCUUGAGGGAGAUUGUCUUUUUUUUGCCGUAGUGGAAUGCAAUUAUAUUUUGAUGCCUUUUUAAUAAGAAACAUUUUAAUUUUGUAAUACUUUGAUAGACACGGAUAGAAAAUGCAUGUUCGAAGGUGUGAUGUACAAUGAAAUUUCAAACUCAAAAUGACAGUGAAGUCUUUCAUAUAUAAAAUAAAACAGUUAUUUGCUGUUUUGGA